Talaromyces amestolkiae is the source of this 732-nucleotide messenger RNA. RefSeq lists its product as uncharacterized. Gene Ontology annotation, biological process: mitochondrial translation. Bases 1 to 732 code for a protein of 243 amino acids. Lineage: Eukaryota; Fungi; Ascomycota; Eurotiomycetes; Eurotiales; Trichocomaceae. The transcript is spliced from 3 exons. Gene Ontology annotation, cellular component: mitochondrial large ribosomal subunit; ribosome. Gene Ontology annotation, molecular function: structural constituent of ribosome. The record is from RefSeq and is a predicted model, not a curated record.
AUGACGAGGAUCCGAAGACUCGCCAAAAAACCCGUCUACCUGUAUGUGCAUGACAAGACCGGCUGCAGCCUUCUCCUCCUCAAGGAACCCGAGUUCGUCAUAAGUCUCGUCCGCACCCCUUUUCUUCCCCCCCGAUAUGCAACAUUCUACGUCCCCCUCGAAUUCAACAAACUCGAUAUGCGCGAGUACAUGAAACAACUAUACAACGUCGACAUAAUAAGCAUACGAAGCUACGUGGAGCAACAGAAACCGACACGAGAGUUUCGAGAUGGGAGACAAGGUCAUGGACCAUUGCGACGACCCAAAUCGAAAAAGAGGAUGACUAUUGAGAUGAAAGAGCCGUUUGUGUGGCCUGAGGUGCCGGAGGAUAGAUCUGCCUGGCAACCAGACCAAUUCUUCCGCCAUCGCCAAUACAGCCAAAACUUUCAAGAGGCCUCACAACCCUCCGCGAUGGCGAAACCCGUCGCAAACGAAGCCGACUCAUACAAAGACCAGGCUAAAGAGCUCUUGGAAGGAAAAACAACCUGGAAACCGACGUGGCAGGCCUUGGGGUUGUCAUAUAACCGGCCGGCAUUGGCCAAGUUGAAUGGCGGAGCGCCGAAGGAGGUAUCAAAAGAGAAGAAAGAAGGGACCAAGGAGAACCAGAGAGACGAGGGCAUGGUAUUGAUAGAUGAUGUUGCUUCUCCUUCUGUGGUGGAUAACACGUCGUCAGAGCAACCUAAAAAUCCUUAG